Messenger RNA from Aspergillus aculeatinus CBS 121060, 870 nucleotides. RefSeq lists its product as uncharacterized. The transcript has a single exon. NCBI's taxonomy places the organism in Eukaryota, Fungi, Ascomycota, Eurotiomycetes, Eurotiales, Aspergillaceae. The coding region runs from base 235 to 747 and encodes 170 amino acids. The record is from RefSeq and is a predicted model, not a curated record.
UCCUCGAAAGACGUUGUUCAAGCCUCCUGGAUCGCUACCGCGCUGCUGAACAGACCAUCAAAGAUCUCGAUGUCCAGCUUAACGAGCUCAUAGGCGCCAAGAAUCGGCACGAAGAACAGCUAAUGAACAACUUGAUGCAGCUUCUCAAUGAGAAAAAGUUGAAAAUCCGCAACCAACAGCGCGUAAUAGCCACCACGGAGGUUGCUCCAGAGGAAGGUAGGUGCUAAACGCGAUAUGCUACAUAUCUCUAAGCUGACAAAUGAGCAACUAAUAGAGUUCCGAACUCAAGAAACACAAUCGGGCGGAUCUAGGCAAACUACUGCUGCUAAGAGGCGAGCGAAUGGUUCAGCUUCGACACCGUCCUAUGAGGUGUUGGGAAGUGGUACCGGCUUCGAAGAUUCGGAAGAUGACCGGGCUAAGCGCCACGAUAGCUCUAAAGCGGUCUCAGGCACAGAUUCAGGCACAGACAAUGAGCCACCCUUGAUGCAGCGGCCUUCAGGGGAAGAAGAUGAGUCCACUACUGACGAAGACAUGCGACCCCUGCCAAGUCAUGAUCCUCGGAUAAGCAACUCUGGUCCACAACAAACUCAUUCGCAGUCCAUAAGCAAGAAACAAUUGACUCCACAGCGACGAGAGCUUCCCUUUCCGAGGACGAGGGGAAAUGCGACAGCUACUGUACGAAUAGAUCGACAUGAAAACAAAGAAGCCAAGGACAGCAUGGGGGAAACGGAUGAUGAUGAAUUAUGAUAUAAAACUAACAGCCAAAGCUCCAGACCAUUUUAGGCAAUAGAAAUGUGGUUCUUGAUUGGUACUUGCUUUCUGCAUGAUCCUUUGGAGGGAAUCCAAGCGUAGCGGAUCUUAACUAAUUAU